AUGAAACCUUGUAAACCUCUCUCUCUGGGUUAUGUCUUCUUUCCCCUGCUGCUUCUUCAGCAGGUCUGUGCUCAGUUCCCAAGAGAGUGUGUCACUGCUGACGCUUUGAGAAGUGGCAUGUGUUGCCCAGACCUGUCUCCUGUGUCUGGGCCUGGGACAGACCGCUGUGGCUCGUCAACCGGCAGGGGCAGGUGUGAGGUGGUGACUGCAGACUCCCGACCCCACAGUCCGCAGUACCCUCACGAUGGCACAGAUGACCGGGAGGGCUGGCCCACACGGUUCUUCAAUAGAACAUGCCACUGCAAUGGCAAUUUCUCAGGACACAACUGUGGGACAUGCCGUCCUGGGUGGAGAGGCACUGCUUGUGACCGAAGGGUUCUCAUAGUCAGGAGAAAUCUUUUGGACUUAAGUGUAGAAGAAAAGAACCGUUUUGUCCGAGCCCUGGAUAUGGCAAAGCGCACAACUCAUCCCCAGUUUGUCAUUGCCACCAGGAGAUCAGAAGAAAUACUGGGGCCAGAUGGCAACACACCACAAUUUGAGAACAUUUCCAUCUACAACUACUUUGUUUGGACACACUAUUACUCCGUCAAAAAGACUUUCCUUGGGAAAGGGCAGGAGAGCUUUGGUGAAGUAGAUUUCUCUCAUGAAGGACCAGCUUUUCUCACAUGGCACAGGUACCAUCUACUGCAGCUGGAGAAGGACAUGCAGGAAAUGUUGCAGGAUCCUUCUUUCUCCCUUCCUUACUGGAAUUUUGCAACUGGAAAGAAUGUCUGUGAUAUCUGCACCGAUGACUUGAUGGGAUCGAGAAGCAACUUUGAUUCCACUCUUAUAAGUCCGAACUCUGUCUUUUCUCAAUGGAGAAUAGUCUGUGAAUCCCUGGAAGAUUAUGAUACCCUGGGAACCCUUUGUAACAGCACUGAAGGUGGGCCCAUUAGGAGAAAUCCAGCCGGAAACGUGGCUAGACCAAUGGUGCAACGUCUUCCUGAACCACAGGAUGUCACUCAGUGCUUGGAAGUCGGUUUAUUUGACACACCUCCUUUUUACUCCAAUUCUACAAAUAGCUUCCGAAACACAGUGGAAGGUUAUAGUGAUCCCACAGGAAAGUAUGAUCCUGCCGUUCGAAGCCUUCACAAUUUGGCUCAUCUCUUUCUGAAUGGAACAGGGGGACAAACCCAUUUAUCUCCAAAUGAUCCUAUUUUUGUCCUCCUGCAUACUUUCACGGAUGCAGUCUUUGAUGAAUGGCUGAGGAGAUACAAUGCUGAUAUAUCCUCAUUUCCACUGGAAAAUGCCCCUAUUGGACAUAAUAGACAAUAUAAUAUGGUGCCAUUCUGGCCACCAGUCACCAGCACAGAGAUGUUUGUUACUGCUCCAGACAACCUGGGAUAUGCUUAUGAAGUACAAUGGCCUAGUCGGGAUUUUAGUAUUUCGGAGAUUGUUACCAUAGGAGUAGUUGCUUCUCUAGUAGUGGUUGCGGUCAUUUUUGCUGGUGCGUCUUGUCUGAUUCGUGCCAGAAGCCACAUGGAUGAAGCAAAUCAGCCUCUCCUCUCUGAUCACUAUCAACACUAUACUGAUGAUUAUGAAAAAAUUCAGAAUCCUAAUCAAUCUGUGGUCUGA
Loxodonta africana (African savanna elephant) is the source of this 1614-nucleotide messenger RNA. RefSeq names its product tyrosinase related protein 1 (gene TYRP1). Gene Ontology annotation, biological process: melanosome organization; melanocyte differentiation. Gene Ontology annotation, molecular function: oxidoreductase activity. The coding region runs from base 1 to 1614 and encodes 537 amino acids. The record is from RefSeq and is a predicted model, not a curated record. Gene Ontology annotation, cellular component: melanosome. Lineage: Eukaryota; Metazoa; Chordata; Mammalia; Proboscidea; Elephantidae. The transcript has 7 exons.